This is a messenger RNA of Triticum aestivum (bread wheat), 3417 nucleotides long. Its product is annotated as protein FAM91A1. Bases 262 to 3192 code for a protein of 976 amino acids. The transcript has 10 exons. Lineage: Eukaryota; Viridiplantae; Streptophyta; Magnoliopsida; Poales; Poaceae. The record is from RefSeq and is a predicted model, not a curated record.
GGGUGACCCGGUUUCCCAACAGUCGGCAAGUUUCAAAGCUUCGUCUGCGGUUUAGGAAGUCCUCCCUCUCUUCACGGCCCUCCUACUACUCCCCACCCCCAGCACAGCGACGCAUCACCGCGGGAAGCACGCACCGGCUUAGGCAUCGCAAGCUCCCUAGUCCCCUUCCCACCCCACACGGCGAGAUCUUGGUCUGAUCUCGCUAGCGCGUGGUCAGAUCCACCACACCCGCUCACCAAGCCAUCGCGCGGCGGAGACCCGAUGUCGGCGGCGGUCGAGGAGCAGAUGGUAGUGAAAGCGAUCCGGGAGGAGUGCCCGUGGGAGUCCCUUCCCAAGCGUCUCCAGUCCACUCUCCACACCAAGGACGAGUGGCACCGCAGGAUUGUGGAUUAUUGCAUCCGAAAACGAUUACAAUGGAAUACCUGCUUUGCCCGUCGAGUUUACAGGGAAGGGGAAUACUAUGAAGAAAUGAUGCGCUAUCUCCGGCGCAAUCUUGCAUUAUACCCAUACCAUCUUGCAGACUAUAUGUGCCGAGUAUUGAGGAUCUCACCAUUCAGAUAUUACUGUGACAUCCUGUUCGAAACUAUGAAGAACGAACAACCAUAUGAUAGUAUUCCAAACUUCACUGCUGCUGAUGCCCUAAGGCUGACUGGUAUUGGCAGAAAUGAAUUUAUUGAUAUUAUGAACAAAUGCAGAUCAAAGAAACUAAUGUGGAAGCUGAACAAAUCAAUCGCAAAAGAUUUACUGCCUACACAGCCUGUUGACUUCCCAAUCGAGCCUUGGUGGGGAGUUUGUCUGGUUAACUUUACAUUGGAAGAGUUCAAGAAACUUUCAGAAGAAGAAACAGCAACCAUAGACAAAAUCUGCAAAGAGGAAGCCAAUUCAUACGUUCUUUUUGAUAUGAAGAUUAUAGAUGACCUCUAUAAAAGAGGGUUAGUGUACUUUGAUGUGCCUGUUUACACUGAUGACCGCUUCAAAGUUUCUAGGCUUGAAGGCUUUGUUUCUAACAAGGAUCAAUCCUAUGAAGACCCAAUCGAAGAGCUACUUUAUGCUGUAUUUGUUGUGUCAAGUGCUAAUGCUACUGUUGCUGAACUGGCUGCAACUUUACAAGCUGACCUUUAUCAGCUGCAGGCAGCGGCAUCAUUUGCUUGCCGAUUGGGCUGGGCUGUAAAACUUGUGGAUGGUGACUCUGUAUUUAAAGACGAAGGUGAACCUCCAUCUCUCAGUAACAUUCUUAGUGAUGAUGAUGAAGGUUCAAAUGCAAGUAUCAACUCAGAAAAGUCCAAUCAACAGUUGCUUAGCAUCGAUACUAAUGGACCCAGGAGAAUAUCUGGGACAGCUCAUGUAGGUUUUGUUGUUGAUGCCAAUGUUACUUCAUACUUGAUGAUGGGUUCAUUGUCCCCAGGUCUAAAAUCUCAUGCUGUCACGCUGUAUGAAGCUGGAAAAUUAGGUGAUUCUUGCAUUGCGGAACUAUGCAGUGAUCUGGCUAGUUUAGAAGGAAAGAAAUUUGAGGGUGUGCUAGAGGAGUUUGCUAAUCAUGCAUUCAGUCUGCGGUGGUCCCUCGAGUGUUUAAAGUCCGGUGGAGUUUCUACCGAUGAUAGUACUGAUAAAGAUGGUGAAACAAUGACUCCAACAAAUUUAUUGCAUGAAAAUGUUACAGCCCAUCUGGCCAAUGCAAACAUCGAGGAAAGAGCUGAGGAUGGCCUUGAUAAAGUGCCCCAGGAUAACUGCUCUACUGGUGUUUUAGAUAAUAAAGAUGAGAAUAUAUCAUCAGUGUCAAUGGGUUUACCAGAACGUGGGGAAAACAUGGUUAGAAUUGAGGCUCAGAAUGACUCAACUGGCACCAAUGUGUUGAUGAUAAAAAGGAAGUACAGUGUUGAUGUCCUCCGAUGUGAGAGCCUUGCUUCACUUGCUCCAGCAACACUAGAACGGCUAUUUCUCCGUGACUAUGACAUUAUUGUGUCAAUGGUUCCUCUUCCUUCUUCAUCAGUUCUUCCUGGUCCUUCAGGCACGAUUCAUUUUGGUCCACCCUCUUAUUCUGCGAUGACACCUUGGAUGAAGCUAGUAUUGUAUACUGCAGGCCAUUCUGGACCACUAUCUGCUGUUUUCUUGAAAGGACAACGCUUCAGAUUGCUUCCUGAACCAUUAGCUGGUUGUGAAAAAGCACUGAUAUGGUCUUGGGAUGGCUCUAUGGUUGGUGGACUAGGAGGGAAGUUUGAAGGGAAUUUGGUCAAGGGCAAUCUACUCUUACAUUGCUUGAACUCGAUGUUGAAGCAAUCUGCCGUGUUAGUGCAACCGCUUAGAAUAGAUGAUCUUAGCGCAUCAGGAAACCUUGUCACAGUAGAUAUCCCUUUACCCCUGAAGAAUGAUGAUCAUUCAAUUGCAUCUGUGGUAGCUCAAGCGAAUUUGCCAAAGGAACAGGUCUUUAAUUUGACCUCAGUACUGAAAGACCUAUCCAGUAAAUUUCAGUUGACCACACUUGGCUACCUUCGUCUAUUAAGACUUAACAAUCUUGUCGAAUCGGAUAAGUUUCACCCAGAAAAUGCAAGUUACCAGUGGGUGCCCUUGAGUUUGGAGUUUGGAAUUCCCUUGUUCAAUCCAAACUUAUGUGAGAGGAUUUGUGAAAGGGUGGUUGCGUCUCGUAUACUUCAGAAAGAUGAUCUCACUGAACAUUAUGAUGUGAUGCAAAAUGUAAGGAGGCGUCUCAGAGAACUUUGUAGUGAAUAUCAAGCAACUGGACCAGUAGCUAAGUUAUAUAACAAGAGGGGAAACUCAAAGGAUCUACCUCGCACUUUAAUCAAUAGUAUUAGUAGCAGAUGGGAUCCAGCAAAUGAUCCUUCAGCACCAACCAACACAAGAACCCCAAGUGAACACGAGAGGCUAAAACUUGCUGUCCGACAGAGAUGCGGCACAGAAGUUGUGGGCUUUGAUGGGAGGACUGUCAGGUCAUAUUCACUCUCUCCGGAGCAGGACGAGGCUACCACCAAACACAUCUCUGACGAACAGUCAUCCACCCAUGAAGGAAAGCCAGAUCAAGAAGAUGCACACAGCAAGGAUGUAACCUUGCCAGGACUAAACCUUAUCUUUGACGGAGUUGAAUUACACCCCUUCGAUAUUGGUGCUUGUCUUCAAGCACGCCAACCUCUCUGGUUGAUAGCUGAGGCAUCAACAGUUUCAUCAACCCUCAUAUGAUGCGUCCAUGUGGUCAUCUCGCUUUUGCCCCAAUAUCUCCGUCUAUGCUGGUAAAUCAGAACUGAAACUGUUGCAACUAAUGCUUCUCGAAAGGCUUAUUUCAUUAAUCUUGACUCUUGAGGGAAUAUUUUGUUGUACAAAGGGUUCGGUGCGGUUUGAUGUGCCAUGUGAGCAUGUGGUGAGCUGAUGUCUUUCACAAUGACCAGACAUUGCUCGGAGAUUGCA